This is a messenger RNA of Pomacea canaliculata, 6487 nucleotides long. RefSeq names its product integrin beta-1-like. The record is from RefSeq and is a predicted model, not a curated record. Gene Ontology annotation, cellular component: integrin complex; focal adhesion; cell surface. Gene Ontology annotation, molecular function: integrin binding. Gene Ontology annotation, biological process: cell migration; cell-matrix adhesion; cell adhesion mediated by integrin. NCBI's taxonomy places the organism in Eukaryota, Metazoa, Mollusca, Gastropoda, Architaenioglossa, Ampullariidae.
CCUGCGAUUGGUUGAUUGGCUUUCUUUUUCGCCCUCGCUAGGGCUAGGUUCGCAUUCCGUCUUUCUUUCAUGCUAGAGGGAUAAUGGACUUGAUCUGGACAAAAGGCAUGUUUCCAAGACUAUUGAUAUUCCUGGUCGUUCUCUUCCUUGUGCAAGGAGAGCCAGACACAAACCCAUGUCUGAGUGACAAGGCGCAAAAGUCCUGUGGUGCCUGCAUUGCUACAGCUCCACAGUGUGGAUGGUGUUUGGCAGAGAACUAUGAAAAAGAGAACAAGCUUCGGUGUGAUAAAUUUGAAAACCAUGUUCAAGCAGGUGGUUGUGACCCAGAUUCUAUUGAGUCACCACAGGACAGACUUAGUCUGGUAGAGGACAAUAGUGUACAAGAUGGGGAGCGACCAGAGGAUGCUGUACAGAUACAACCUCAAAGGGUCCGAAUCAAGAUCCGUCCCAACAAGCCUGUGCGAGUGCCUAUCACCUUCAGGCAGGCAGAGAACUAUCCUGUGGACUUGUAUUACUUGAUGGAUCUCUCAAACUCCAUGGAGGACGACAAAGAUAAACUAGCUGAACUGGGCAACCUUAUAGCGGAACGCAUGUCAGCCAUCACCAAGAAUUUCCGCCUUGGCUUUGGCUCAUUUGUGGACAAAGUUGUCAUGCCAUACGUCAGUACUGUACCCAGAAAACUGCAGGUACCUUGUCACACAAGCCAAGUUCGCUGUGAGCCUCCUUAUGGCUUCAAAAAUCACCUUAGUCUGGAUUUGGACACUUCAAGAUUUGCUAAACAAGUGAUGGACGCACGAGUGUCGGGAAAUCUUGAUGCCCCUGAGGGUGGCUUUGACGCCAUAAUGCAGUCAGUCGUGUGUGAUAAGGUGAUUGGCUGGCGAGAAAUUUCCCGUCGCAUGCUUGUGUUUUCCACAGAUGCUGGCUUCCAUUAUGCUGGUGAUGGCAAACUUGGUGGCAUUGUACGACCCAAUGAUGGCACAUGUCACAUGGCUAACAACAUUUACACAGAAAGCUCCAACCAAGAUUAUCCAAGUGUCUCACAGAUUGCUGCCAAGCUUAAAGAACAUUCCGUCAGCAUCAUUUUUGCAGUCACGAAGGAUCAGUUUGCUGUGUAUGAAAAGCUCUCCAGAUACAUUGAGUCUUCUACCACAGGACAACUUGCAAAUGAUUCAUCAAACAUUGUGCGGCUAAUUGAGGAAAAUUAUGAUGUGAGUAUAAAAUUACAUUCUCGGGUGCAGCUGAAAGCUCAAAAUAUUGGCAAGAACAUCAGUGUCAGCUUUUUUUCUCGCUGCUUUGGGACAGCAGAGAAACAGACUGACCAUUGUGAGGGGAUCAAGAUUGGACAGAAUGUGACCUUUACUGCAGAGGUCACUGUAACUGAGUGCCCAAGGACAAGGCUAUGGAAGCAAGAGUUUAGUAUCUAUCCUGUUGGACUGGCAGAAAAACUUACCAUUGAUCUGGACAUCAUAUGUGAGUGUGAGUGCGAGAAGCCAGACCAAGAGGAGAUUAACAGCCCCAAAUGCUUUGAUGGCAAUGGUACAUAUGAAUGUGGCCAAUGCACAUGCAAUCCAGGUCGCUACGGCAAGAACUGUGAAUGUGAUGCAACCAAAGUCAGCUCUAAGGAGUCAGAUGCCAAGUGCAUUGGAGAGAAUUCAACAGUGCCAUGCUCUAACCGUGGUCAGUGUGUCUGUGGUGUAUGUGAGUGCAAAGAGCCUCGCUAUACUGGCCGGUAUUGCCAGUGCGAUGACUCAUCAUGUGACUACUCCGCAGGUGGACUGUGUGGGGGCCCAGACCGUGGCACAUGUGUGUGCGGAACUUGCCAGUGCAAGACAGGUUAUUCUGGAGAUGCGUGUGACUGCCAGACAAGCAAUACCAGCUGUAUUGCAAACAAUGGGUUGCUGUGCAGCGGCCAUGGCACUUGUAAAUGUGGGAAGUGUUCAUGUGAUGCUCAGUAUAUUGGGCCAACAUGUGAUGAUUGCCCUGCAUGCCCAGGUAAAUGUGAGGACAACCAGGCAUGUGUGCAGUGUGUGGCAUUCAAAUCUGGACAGUACUCUAGAGAAGAAUGCAACCAGAAAUGUCCCAGGGAUAGGAUCCAGGUUGUUGACAGCCUCCCGGAACGUGAAGGAGUACGCAAGUGCCAGUUUCGAGAUGACGAUGACUGUCUGUUUUAUUUCACCUAUCAGUACAUGCCUGAUGGACAGGUUCACAUCAAAGUGCAACAAACCAAAGUGUGUCCAGAGUCCGUCAAUGUGCUGGCCAUUGUAGGUGGCGUUGUUGGUGGUAUUGUGUUUGUUGGACUUGCUCUUCUUUUCAUCUGGAAGCUGUUGACCUUCCUCCAUGACCGACAUGAGUUUGCCAAAUUUGAGAAAGAACGACAGAAUGCCAAGUGGGACACUGGUGGCAACCCCAUCUACAAGCAAGCUACCUCAACCUUCUCUAACCCAACAUAUGCCGGCAAGCAAGGAUGAAAGGACAUGGCCAUAAACAGUUCUUGGCAUUGUCUUCUUGUAGUUCCUUGAGCACCGUGAACAAGACCAUUUUGUCUCUCUUACCUGAGAGAUCAUCAUACCAGGUUGUUUUGGGGUGGGUGGGGGUGAUGUUGGAGAAGGAAAAAAAGCAUAUACAAAGGUUGGCUGCAAGCUGGAAGAAAAAAGAUAAAAUAAUUAUUUCAUGAAAGUAUUUAGACACUGGUUGUGAGUAAAAUUCCCAAGGGAAAAAAGACAAAAAUUGGUUAAAGUACUGUUGUACUGCACGUAAGUAAGGGGAGGGGGCAUCUCAGAAAGGAACUCCUUUUAAAGCAAUAUCUUGCCGCCAGACUGUCUCAUUUUAUACCAGAUAACAAAACAUGAAGGUCUUCAUUUUUUUUUCCAUAUAAAAAAAUGUGAAAAUCUCAGUUGUAUGUAGAAAUGAAAUUGCUGUGAAAGUGGAGCAGAUUUUCUAGGCGCACAAACCUCUACAGCACUGCAUGCAUGUACUCGGUAGCAUUGAUUUUCACUUAAGUGGCUUUGAAAAUUCAUCUUGCAGUCAAUAUGCAGGGUUUUUGUAUGAUUGUACAGUCAGGUUGAGUGCUGUUAUUUUUAGUUCACAGUGCAGUGAAUUGAGAUGAACAUAGAUGUAGUUUUACAUGCACACAUCUAAAUGUUGUUUGGAAAGAAACUAAUAACUUUUAUAGAAAGCUGUAAUAUGUGAUUUCCUGUGUGUGUGUGUGUGCACACUUGCGUGCAUGUAUGAGAGGGUGAGAGAAAAAGAGUAAAUUCUCAAGGGCAUUUUUCUGUUCUUUGUACAAUGCAUAUACUGCUUGGGAGAAAGGUUGUCUUGGAAUGUCAAGACAUUUAUGCACAAUGUUUACUGGAGCAUAACUACAUGUGAUAGGUGAGGUGCCUUAACUAAUAAUAAUAAACCUACGAAAAGAGUGCAAUCUGUUGCCAAGUCCUUUGUCCAUGACCAUGCUACUGACUAGUAAACAUCACUGGGUACUUAAAAGGACUAUUUGUAUUUCACUUGUUGAAGAAUAUGUUGUCUUCAUAUAACAUGUUAGUGUAUUUGUAAAAAGUAUAUUCUUAACACAGGGAGUAUUUUCUCUUUUUAGAAGGAAUUUAUUGUCUGAAGAUUCUGAAAGUGUUCUUACCUAAAAUAAAAACACUGUCUAGCAAAUAUUAUUAAAAAAUUCUUUUUUAGCCACAAUACUGCUUGAAAAACAAGUUUUAGUUUAUUUUUCCUUCUUUCAAACUGAAAAAGAUUAAAACCAAAAGUAUUUCAGAAUGCGACUGCCUCUCUUGCUAUGAUAUAACCAUAGUUGCUGGCAUGGUGUAAAAAUCAGUCAAGAAUUAGUGAAACAUAUAGUAAGAAAGUUUGCUAGCAAAGUUCUGCACCAUGAUCUAUAAUACACACAGGUUCAUAUGAUUAUAGGUGACACUUCUAAACAACCGAUACUUUUUCUGCUGAAUAAAAAGUAGUCAAGUCUUUACAAGCACAGAUCUGGCAUAAAAGCACCAUUAGUUUAAUGAAAAAUACCAUGUUUUGCUACAUUUGGAUCAGUUUUUAUUUUCAUAUUGCUUCAGUAUUUCUGUAAACUUAAAUCUUUAUUGUGUUUUUUAUUUCAUUUCUUGUAUUUGUGCAAGUUGGCAUUCAGUUAUUUAGUUUUUUUGCAUGCUGAUUUUUUUUAAAAAUUUGAGCAGAAACUGCCAGCAUAUUCCCUAUUAUAUCAAAAGAGCUUAACAGUAAAGUAUUUUAAUUCCUUCUUAUAUGUACAUCAUAUUAAAAGAGUUUUUUUUAAGUUUCAUGCUUUUUUGGUUAUAUGUUCUCAUUUUGUGGACUAUGUCUCAGUUAUCUGUCCAUUUUAUAUGAUACAUAUAGUGUUUGAUAGAGGAGAGACCUACACAUUAAUUCAGAAAUCCUCUUUGCAGUUUACAAAUCUGACAUUGCAUAUUUCAGGCCAGUUAUGACACUUUACUUCCAUGGACAUCUGAAAAUGGAUCUGAUUAUCAUGUCACUUUCCAUCCAUUUGCAUUUCAUUGCUAACUUAUUGAAUGGUUGUACUUCUCAUUGAUGAAAUAUUUAGCACAUUUAUUGCAAGAAGACAUUUCUUGCUGCAGCUUUUGUAUUUUUAUGGUGGUGCUAUGGUUAAUUUGUCCUUGUGUACAUUUGCAUUAGUUUUUUAACCUGAAUAUACUCCUAAUAAUGUCAUACCAUGAGCUUUACAGCUAUACUAGAUUCUGGUAUUACAAAUACAGAGGUGUUUUCAGCAAAAUGAGUUUUUGUACCAAAGAAACACAAACAAGCAUUCUAACUUCCACCCAUGCAUUUUUUCUCUCUCUUUUCAUUGUACAUACUUAGGAAUUAAUUUUAGGCCACUUGGAGGUAGAUUGCUGAUGCUUAACACUGUUAAAGGAUAUUGAUUAUGAAAUCUGUGUAUAAAGUUUUUGAGUGCUAUUGAAAUGAUCCUAGUGAACUUAUAGUCAGUGUAGUCUAAACAUUAGUAGAUUUUAAUACCAUGGAAUUUUAUCUUGUUUUGUGACAAUUCCAAGGUGGCUGCUGCUUGUAAUGUGUGCCCCAAAAGGAGAUUUAUCAUGUAUUGAUUUGUGACAGAAAAAAAUACACAGCAAAUUUUCCAUAUGGCUUUCGAAGAUAAAUCAUGGCAUAAUCAUACGACCUUCAAGUCAGUCUUCCUAGAGGUAGACUAAUAGCAAAUUCAACCAAAAUAAUAUAGCGUUGAGAGCAGACCAGGUGAGCCACAGCCUCGUAGUUACCUGCAGAAAUCCAGGUUUCUGUAUAAAGUACUAAAAUCGCUAUUAUGCACUGGACAUUCUCCCAUGGUCCUCGAUACAAAGUAACACUAUGGAUUUGUUCAUGUGCACAUUCCAUAAAUUAUUAGAGAUGAAAAUAACUGAAUGGUCUAUCAUAGUAUGAACAGAGCCAUUUGAAUGUGUUAACAUUCUAUGCUAUCCAGGAUAGUUAUUACACAAGCAUCUGAUUUGAAUCUUCCUGAAGCUACAAAACUUGUUCUUUCCUUAAAAAUUCAGUUUUUUACAGCAUUUUUUAUCCCCUUCUCUUUUGCUCUGACAGCCUUUUGUAUAAAGGCAUCCAAUCUUUGGUUUAGAGCAAUCAGCUGCUCUAGGGCAGAAUGGAUUCACACACAAAGUGUGUAAAAUUAUAUAGAUGGUUAAAAGCAUCAAACCUUAAACAGCAAGGCAUUAUAAUUGCUACAAAAAAAAAUCAUGCAGAAUAUAAAAAUGGCUGACAUUUUCUGCAAGAACUGCCUGUUGUAGCUUCAUAUCAGUGGCAGAAAAAUAAAAGAAGUUGUAGUCAAAGCACAGUGUGCCCUUCUGUUUGCUCUUACAUGCCUAUGCUUUUUUUUUUUGUUUUUGGGUGUGAAUAGCUUGAUGUGUGAAUCAUGUAACAGCAAAAAAUUCAGUGCAAUUUUGAUUCUUCUCUCCUUUGAUUGAAUGAGCAAUGCAGAAAACUUUUCUACUUGUAAAGAUUUAUGGGAUGCAUACUGUGUAAGGUUAUAAAUAUGCUAAUCAAAUAUUGAAAUACUGACGUCUGAGAAGUUUUUGUUGGGGGUAGAGCUGCUUUAUUUGAUUCGUUUGCUCUCUCUACCCCAGCCUGUCCACACACUUGUUCUCUUGCAGAUUAUUCAGUCUGGCCAGAUGCAGAAAAGCAUGUGUGUUUGUUUCAGAAUGUGAUUUUUUUUUCUGGUAAGUGUUCUAUUAGAUCUGCUGUUGAAUUGGUGCUAGCUUUUGUCAUGACUAGUCUGUGCAGCAGGCUUCAACAAUCUUCAAAAUAUAAGAAUUUUUUUUGUUGCAUGUGGCAAACCUAAAACUACAGGAAUGAAAGUAUAUUAUGAUCAUGUCAUUGGAUCUUAUGUCAGAACACACAUGAAAUUUUUCAUUUUAAUGAGUUUUCACAGCAUUUUUUAUUUUGAUUAACUAUUUAUACUGUGCUGCUUUAUCAAAUGUCAACGGCAUUAUUAAAGUCUUCAAACUUA